GGAAAUGUUUAUAUAGCAGUUAGGGACAGCGACUGCGCCCGUCAGUAGUGGAGGGUCAGGCUGCAUGGUCAUCCCCAGGCUUCUUCCAUACACUGACUCACUGAUCAACUUCACCACUGACAGAUAAAACAUCAAGAUGCUGCGUUCCUUGUAUGCAUAUAAAGGGACCCAUGCCCGCACCCUGGGAUUCCAAGUUGGAGAGAAGUUUCUUGAAAUUGGGCCAUCAAGAGACCCAAAUUGGAUGCAUGUGAUUAGUGAGCGAGGAGCAGUGGGCUAUGUUCCCAAGAACUAUAUGGGUGAUGAAGAGGCUCCUGCUAUUGAUUUGUUGGAGUUCAUUGAUGGAUGUAUUGAAGCCACACAUUUGAAUGCAAGUGAACGUGGUGGGAAUUACACCAAGAGUGAACAUGAUGCUCUUCAUAAGUUAGUAGAACUACGGCAACACUGGUAUGCCAAGUGCCCACCAUCAAUACAUCCUAACAAACGGCCUGCUCCACCUCCUCCACAACGUACAACAUCGCAGCUAAGUGUUGACAGUCUUUCAAGCCAAACCAGUAUCAGUAGCCUUCCAUCACCCAGCCUUCCAGGAACACCACGAUUACCCUCACUUUCAGCAAGUGUGUCUUCAGCUAGUUUAGGUCUCUCGGUCAAGGAUGAAUCGCAGACUGAGAAUGUUGUAGAAACCACAACCAGUUUCAUGAGUCGAGGAGAAUCAUUAGCUCGUGAUGAGAGCAGUGGCAGCAGUGAGGGUCACGACACCAGUAUUGGCUAUGAAUCAGAAAUGAGAAGUGAUGUGGACUCAGGGGUUCAGGCCAGUGUUAAAUUGCUGCUGUCACAAGUACCAGAUGAUUACCUUCGAACUUUGGUAGAGGAGGUGCGAAGCAGUACCAGCAUCAGUUAUACAACCAGUCAUCAGGGACAUUCCUAUGAAGAUCGCAUAAUGAUGGGUGAGCCUGCAGCUGUGAAGCACUCACCACUUGGCUUAUUGACCAGCACUAGGGUUGUAGAAGUUGUCCUCAACUCUCUUGGUACUGCUUUACCAGUACUCCAACCUCUUUGCUCUCACAUUCUGUUCAGUAAAGGAGAUGUUAAGGAUGGAGAAGGUGACAAGUGGCAACAGAGCUCAGAUGGGCGUCACUUGGUUGAACUGCUAGAGAAACUACGAGAGUGUAAGGAUGAUGAGCAACAGCGCUCCUGGGCACUGCAUGAAGACGAACACACCAUCUCCACUCACCUGUCUGAUCUCUUGGAUCUACUUAAUAAUGGUGAUUUAAUAGUAUGCCGCAGUGUGUUGUCUCUGGAUGAUUUUCGUCCCCUGUUGACACUAGUGCAGUAUUACCAAAUGGAGACACGCUGGCCAUUACGGAAACUUCUGUUACAGGUGUUUGGUGCUGUUUGCCAGAUGUCAGCAGCAAAUAUAUCUUAUCUCUCAGCCUCAGUGUUUCCAGUUGAACUUGCAAGAGAGAUGCUUGACCCUACAUGCAGUGAGGAACGGUUGCAGUACACGUCAUUGGUACUGGGGAUGGUCAUGUGCAUGGGUGACACAAUACCUUAUCCACAUUUCUGUGUAAUGAAUGAUAAGUUUAUUGGCAUGUUACUGGAUGGAAUAGAGAAUUUCAACGAAGACCCUGACACGGAGCAGCUGGCUGAGCUGUACUUAACUCUAGUUUUAGCCUUCAACUUACAAUAUGCUACUCUAUUGCCAACUGCCCAUUCUCAGCAAAAACCAUCUGAUACUUCUGUGGAUGCAAGUCAAGUUGUUGAAACUAAUCAUGUUGGUGCAGUAGACAGCAGUGCAACAGAUAAGAUGGACAAUGUUAGUACAAGUGGAGCAGACAUGGAAAAUGUGGUUAUCAAACUUUUAUCACAAAGAAAAAGUACUAAAUAUUUUACAGAAAAGCUUUUACUUCUAUUUAAUCGAGAAGAUGAUCCACUUGCCAUGUUUGAUCAUGAGCCACGUCCCCCAAACUCUGUGCUGAAGAUGAUGCGGGACAUGUACUCCACUCAAGCCACUGCUUCUAUCUUUUACACAAAUGAUGAAAGAGUUGCGUGUGAUAUAAUAAUUCGUCAACUGACAGACCUUCCAGCAGAUGACACGGAAAUAUCAUCUUUAAACCGUGCCAAAAAAGUAACUGAAAAUCCCACAGGGAUAUCAUUGCCUAGAGUUCUUCACAUGAUGAACUAUCAUAUAAUCACCCAGAUAGUAGAACUUGCCCCCACCAUCAGUACCCUGGAUGGCAGAACGGGUACCCAGUAUCACAAUACUCCAGGUGGUAGCACUGCUACUACCAUCAAUACUCCAGAUGGUAGCACCUCUUCCGCCAUCGAUGCUCAAGACGUCUUUAUUGCUACCACCAUCAAUACUCCAGAUGGUAGCACUGCUACCACCAUCAACACUCCAGAUAGUAGCACCUCUACCACCAUCAAUACUCCAGAUGGUAGCACUGCUACUACUCUCUAUACUUCAGACAGCAACAAUGCUUCACCCACCAAUAGUCCAGAACACAUAAUUGUUCUUACUAUCACUAAUACAGAUGGAAGCAUUGCUUCUAUCAUUACUAUACCUAUACCCAACACCUCCCACCAGCAGGAAUGCACAACCAUUUACCCCAAGCAACACCUGGCAUACGAGGGCAUACAUGGGAAUGCCUUUAAUAAUGCCAAUAUAACCACAACCAUCUACCUCAAGCAGCACCUGGCAUACGAGGGCAUACAUGGAAAUGCCUUUAAUAAUGCCAAUAUAACCACAACCAUCUACCUCAAGCAGCAUCUGGCAUACGAGGGCAUACACGGUGAUGCCCUUAAUCAUGUUACGUGA
This is a messenger RNA of Homarus americanus (American lobster), 2815 nucleotides long. RefSeq names its product NCK-interacting protein with SH3 domain-like. The record is from RefSeq and is a predicted model, not a curated record. Gene Ontology annotation, biological process: endocytosis. The transcript is spliced from 17 exons. The coding region runs from base 137 to 2815 and encodes 892 amino acids. Gene Ontology annotation, molecular function: protein binding; Arp2/3 complex binding. NCBI's taxonomy places the organism in Eukaryota, Metazoa, Arthropoda, Malacostraca, Decapoda, Nephropidae.